AUGGCGCUUCAACACUUUGCGUACAGCAUGUCUCCGAACAGGAGCAUUGGCGUCCUCGUGGCCGCCAGCUUCGCGCCGUUGACGCUCCGCGGCUGCGCCGUGGAGGUGGAGGUGCGUGGAAACUGUGCGCGUGUGAAUGUGCGCUACGAGUACGACAACCACACCGGCAAGGACCAGCGCGUGAUUGCCGCCUACCCACUUCCCACCACGUGGGAUCUCAUGGGAUGCCGGGCCGACUACUUUGGCGACUCUGUGCUAACAGAGUACGCCCAUACGGUGCCUCUGCGCUCCUCCGCCGAGGCUGGCGUCGCGGGGCUGCGGGGACCCAUGUCCGACCAAACCAUGUGGACGGUUGCGUCGCAGCAGCUGCCGUGGGUCGUUGGGGUUGGCUCGACGGUCCUUAUCGGCGCGACGUAUCACGUGCCGCUCGACGUGACGCGGUGGUACGGUGUGGUGCGUAUCCAUCUCCCAGCUGAGCUGUUUCCCGAGGUCAAGGCGCCACCACCGACCACGUUGGACUAUGCCUCGCUGUUUGACAUGAAGGUGCCGGCGAGGCUUCCGCGUGGGCAGACCAUUCAAGCCAAAUGUGACAUGUUUGUGCCUCUCUCAGGCGCCGUGCGAGUGCGGCCGGUGGACGCGGAGCCGCAGACGCAGGUGGAUUACAUCGGUGACAGUGGCUUCUUACUGAAAUACGCGGCACCGUUUACAACGCAAAUGCGAGACGGGUUUGAAAUAGGGUGUGUCGUGCAUGGAACGGCAGAGCCGCUGCGUUUUUUCCUUGCCAAAGACGUUGGUGCACUCGUGCAGGACGUGGACCGCCAUGCGCUGACCCUGAUGUUCACACCGCAUCUUGAGGAACGGCGUGGCUGCCUUACAAACGCCGAGUUGGUGCUGGUUAUAGACUCACACAGCCACCAGUCGUGUGAGGCGAUGGCGUACGGUAUUUCGGUCGGCCUGCGUGGUUUGCCCGACUCCGUGUUUCUGAAUGUGGUGGUGGUGGGCGAGAAGAAAGAUGUUUGCCCCUGGCAGCGCGGCGCCGUGCCGCUGCGUGAGGUGCAGUUUGACAAACUUGCCGCCUUCAUCGCGGAGACAAAGCUGCAGGCUGCCAAAACAGGCGCUUCGCACCUGCGCCGCACCCUGCGUGAGGUGAUGUCGCAGGAGGCCGUUUCGCUCUGCGGCCCCGUCCCGGUGGGGUACGUGCGCCAUGUGGUUGUGCUCUCUGACGAGGGCGACUCACGGCAUGCGACGGAAAUCAUUGAGAUCGCGACGCGCCACCGGCACAACUUGUGCUUCAGUGCCGUGGGACUACGCUCUCCAGGGACGCUAGAUGCGCCGACGCUGCGGCUGCUUGCGGAAGAGGGCGGAGGCUUCUACCGUGACGCGGCCGACGCCGCGGAGCUCCCAGAGGCGCUCGUGGAAGUUUUGUCGCAGGUAGUCGUUCCAACUUUGACGGAUAUCGUCAUUCGCUUUGAUGAGCCCGAAGUGCGCCUGUCGACUGGCAACAAGAUGCCUGCGGUGGCGCAGGGAACGCAGCGCUUCGUGCACGGCCUGGCCCCUGCCUCCCUCGAGACAUUGGGCGUCUACGUGACAGGCCGCGUCGGCGCCACCGUCGUAGAAUACGUGGGGAAAGGCAACAUGCAGGACGUCAUCUUCACCUCCGAGGCGGAGCUCCACAACGCCUUCUCCAUUGGCCUCUUUCACCUCGCCGCCGCCUCCAGCAGAGGGCGCUACCUCCUCGACACCCGCGGGGUAUCAGCACUGACACUGGCGGAGAUGGAAGAGGUCGUACGGCUCUCCACUACAUUUUUGCUGCCAUCGCCGUACACAGAGAUGCUGCAGCUGCGACCCACCGUUGAUGCACAGGCGCAGACACCUCGCAGCGUCGUAGCGAUGCGGUACGUGCCACGCAGCUGGACCUAUGCACAAACGAUGAAGCGGUACCGACGCCAGCGGCUCGCGGACGGUCUUAUCGAUGGCCGCCCAACGCCGCUGCAGAGCGCCACACAACAACAGCCUCAGCCGAUGCGGACGCUGCUAGGGGUCUUCAAGACGUCUGGUGCUUGUGCCGCACUUGUGCGGCCGCCUACGUCUAAAGAGUUUAUUCGCGCCAUCGUUGCCGAGGUGGCGGAGUCCGUUGUCGCCGGGCCUAGCCUCGAGCGGCUUACCGCGCUGCAAGCUGCCGAUGGCUCCUUCCCGUUGAGCCCUCUCCUUGGUAUCAGCGUUGGGGUGUCGCUCGACCGGCUGGAGCGCGAGUUUCCGCUGGUGAGCUUUGGCACCAGCGAGGACUUCACAGCCGGCAUGGAGUACCUGCGGAGCCACGAGCGUUUUUGGGCCACCGCGAUAGCGGUUGCGGCGAUGGAGCUUCGGUCCUUCGCCAUCACAGCCAUGGCGUACCGGAGGGCGCUGUCAUUCCUGGGUUCCCAUGACGACAAGGGGGAGCUGCUGCAUCAUGCGCGGGAAAUGCUCAAGCAGCCGCCCUCUGUACCGUGUGAGUGA
Messenger RNA from Trypanosoma rangeli, 2496 nucleotides. RefSeq lists its product as uncharacterized. The coding region runs from base 1 to 2496 and encodes 831 amino acids. The transcript has a single exon. The record is from RefSeq and is a predicted model, not a curated record. NCBI's taxonomy places the organism in Eukaryota, Euglenozoa, Kinetoplastea, Trypanosomatida, Trypanosomatidae.